Bufo gargarizans (Asiatic toad) is the source of this 7057-nucleotide messenger RNA. RefSeq names its product pleckstrin homology domain containing A6 (gene PLEKHA6). Lineage: Eukaryota; Metazoa; Chordata; Amphibia; Anura; Bufonidae. The record is from RefSeq and is a predicted model, not a curated record.
CUUUCCCUUUAUAAUAUGCUUGUGGUAACUAAGCAUGUUUGUGCCAGAGGCGGAAGCAUAAUCUGUGUCUGCACAAGCAAGUCUGGGUCUGAGGUUUGUCAAGUAUCCAUAGUAAGGGAUCACAGUCCCAGCACAAGACCAACAGAAACCCACAAUGAGCACCUUACCCUUCACCCAGUGACUGGACUGAUCCCAAAGAAAACUGGACGAUUGGGGUUUGAGAUGAACUCAGAGGCAGGAGGAAAGCGCACUACUAACCUAGCCAACGAAAAUCCCACAUUCAACAUGGUUUCUGACACCAUUCAGGAUGGCCCCAGCAUAAGGUCUCGACCGUCCAAAAAAGGAAUCGCAUUUGGGAAACGGUCCAAUUCCAUGAAGAGGAAUCCAAAUGCUGAGGUCACAAAGACAGGCUGGUUAUAUAAACAGGCCAGUUCUGGAGUAAAGCAGUGGAACAAGCGGUGGUUUGUUCUUGUUGAUCGUUGCCUCUUCUAUUACAAAGAUGAAAAAGAAGAGGGGAUUUUGGGAAGCAUUCCCCUGCUGAGUUUUCGCAUCGCUCCCGUCCAACCAUCGGAUAAUAUCAGUCGGAAGCACACCUUCAAGGCGGAACACGCUGGCAUUCGCACGUAUUACUUUAGUGCAGAAAGCAGAGAAGAACAGGAGGCUUGGAUACGAGCAAUGGGGGAGGCAUCACAAGUACACAACCCUCCCACUCCUAGAUUGGAAAGGCAGAACAGUGAAAAUAUACCUCCUGUGAGGGAUCGUGAUCCAGAAACCAGAAGCCGAGGUGAAGGAGAUGGGAGAGGUUCUGAAAAGCUGGAGAGAAGGUCGGAGUGCAGAAAGGAACCUAUGACUAAAGUAAAUGGGACAGGAACUUCUUCUGAAAGGCUUCCUGACCUGGAGCCUCCCAGACACUUGCCAGAAGGAGAACGCCCCCCGCAUCCGAAUGGUUGGGGUUUUGUUUCUUCUCCAGGCCGCCCAGCCAGCACUGCUUUUCCAGAGGGCAAUGGACAACGAAGGGGAAACUUUUCACGCACCCACCCAGAGAAAGUUGCACAGAGACAAAACUCGAUGUCACAAUUACAGCAGUGGGUCAACCUGCGCAGGGCGGCAGCACCUACAGAAGACCUGCAAAGCCCCAGCAGAUACUUCCCAGGAUCACACCGCAUGCCUGAUUACUAUCCUCAGUACGCAUCUCAGUAUUCUGAUGGCUAUCAGUAUUUCAGUCCUGCGGGAUCACGACCAGACAGCAUUUGCUCCAUGUCGGCUUUCCCACAAUGGGCUUUAGAGGAAAAGCAUCAGGCUCUUCGCAAUGGAAUACCUUAUCAGCCUCGGGACUGGAAGGAGCCUGGUGUUUAUGGACGCCCAGCAGAAUUGUGGGGCCCCCGACCAGCUUUAUACUACAAGGAGGUGGAUGCUGCUUGUGGAUCUCUCAGACGCCUUUCCAUGCAGCCUCGUUCUCGUUCAGUACCACGAUCUCCUAGUCAGGGAGCUUACAGUACUCGUCCAAGGGUCUACUCUCCAGUGCGGUCCCCAAGUGCACGCUUUGAAAGCAUGAGUCGGGAUGAAAGCUUUGGAGAUCCAGCUGCAUACACCAUGAGGCGCUCAAUUAGUUCUCCUAAACAGUCUUCUGGUCAGCCAUUGACCAAACAUGACUCCGAAUGUCCCUCAAGUUUGCAGGAUGGGGACCGGAAGACCACUGAAGGGAGCCAGAACGGUGGAGGGCAGUAUGACUAUUUGGGAGACCGGCGACCAGGACCUGCUGGAGUGUACUCGUACAGCUACCCAUCGUCCCCUCCUCUUCAUGACAAAAUGGUCUCUCCUUAUGCGGAUCCAUACAGAGAAGCUCUGCAGAGCUACAAGUUCAAUGAGCAGGACACAGAUAAACUCCUGGGUAGGCUGUGUGAGCAACACAAGGUGGUGAGGGAACAGGACCGGCUAGUCCAGCAGCUCCGAGCCGAGAAGGAGAGCCUCGAGAGUGCACUUAUGGGAACUCACCAGGAGAUGGAGAUGUUUGGCAAUCAGACAGCGUUUCCAGAAAAGUUACUGCAUCGGAAGGAAUCUCUCCAGAACCAGCUGAUCAGUAUCCGUGUAGAGCUCUCACAGGCCACCACGGCAUUAAACAAUAGCAGCAUGGAGUACGAGGUGCUGGAGGCGGAGGUCUCUGCUUUACAUGAUGCUUUGUGGGAGCAGCUGAACCUUAACAUACAGAACGAAUUAAUGAAUAGACACAUUCAAAGGGAAAUCUGGAGGAUUCAAGAUGUAAUGGAAGGCCUAAGGAAAAAUAACCCCUCCAGGGGGACAGACACGGCCAAACAUAGAGUAGCUGCAGGGCCUUCAACAACAUUCACCUCUAAUAGUCCAGCAAGCCCAUUGAGCUCUGCCAGUCUCACCAGCCCCCUCAGCCCAUUUUCCCUCAUCUCAGGAUCUCAGGGAUCACCUACCAAGCAUACUACAAGUGAAGACUCGGGCCCCCCUCGGCCCCCUCUCCCUCUUUCGUACACUCCCCUGGAUUCUCCUCCAGCUGUCCCUCCACCCCCAGGGGAGGGCCGCUUCCAGCCUUGGCCUUACCCUAUCUCUCCCUGCUGGCCACACAGUGAGUUGAAGUCAAGUUUAGAGUCAUAUAAGAGAGAGUCACCUCAUCUCUCCACAUCUCUCCCCAAUGAAGGAGUCCCUUCCAUGCAGACAAAGCCAGACCCAGAGAAUGAGAAGCAGCAGGCUAUCAAUAAAGUUGGAAUUGUCCCUCCACGAACUAAGUCACCAAAUGAAGAAGGACCAGUGACAAAACCAGCCGUGGUGAGACGAGGGGGUAGUCACACGUCAAAUGGACAAAUCUCACGGGAGCGUCCAAAGAGUGCACUGUUUCCCAGUGAAGUAAAGUCUAAAAUGAGUGUGGAGGAACAGAUUGAUCGAAUGAAGCGUCAUCAAAGUGGCUCAAUGAAAGAGAAGAGACGGAGUCUUCAGCUCCCUUCUGGUCAGCCGACAGAACCCAGCACUGCAAAACCAGCAGGCUCAUACCGAGUGGUGCGGAGACAUCGUAGCAUUCAUGAGGUAGACAUUUCAGACCUCGAAGCUGCUAUCCGAUCCCAAGAGACCCAAAGGGUAUAUGAAUCUCCACGAGAAGAAAUUGCCCGUCUGCGCAAAAUGGAGCUGGAUCCUCAGGGCUUUGAUGUGGAUAUCAACAGAGAGAUCAGCACACCAGACAAGCUCUCCACCCCAGACAAGGUGCUCAUUCCAGAGCGUUACAUUGAUAUGGAACCUGACAGCCCUCUGAGCCCAGAGGAGAUGCAGGAGAAGCAGAGGAAGGUGGAACGGAUAAAAACACUUAUCGCCAAAUCAAGUUUGCAGAAUGUUAUUCCAUUGAGUGACUCUGAGAUGGAGUUACCUCCAGAUCCUGAAUCUCAGCUUCAGGAGCAGGAGAAGCGCAUUGAGUUAUCCUGCACUCUGGCUGCAGAAGCUUCUCGUCGUGGUCGCCUUCUGUCUGCAAUGUGUGCCACCCCGAGCCCCCCUACGUCUCCCACGUCCCCAGCUCCUCAGACCUUCCCCUCUUCUCCUGAGCGCACGGCUCUAGGGAGCAGCAGCAACAGCAGUGACAGCGCUGGGGAAUACGGGGCGAACAUCAUGUGUGUCUGAGCCACAGUCUCAGGCAGCCACAGCUGCAAAGUUACACAGAGCCUAGUUGUAAUAUAGGCUUUCCUUGUGCUACUCCCACCUGAUGCCAGAUCUCAACACAGUUCUCCACACUCAAUGGAACCCACACCAUCAGUGAAGAGAAGAGCCUGGAAUGGGAGAUGCAUUGCAGCAUUCAUGGAAAAGCAAUGCCCAGUUCUUUACCAAUCUUGUCACCAUUUGGUAUAUAGAUAAUUUAAUUAUUGCAGAAUAUACUGAUAUAUGCAAGGACAUAUCUAAGAAUCUACACGAGAAUCACCAAGCCGUUCUGCUAGAAGAAUUUAUCACUUUUGUCAUGGUGGUCACAACAGCUCCAUAGGAUGUCACUUAUGAAGGAACUAGGCCACCAAAAUCAUCUACCAGAUGACUGACCUGUAUGAUUCAAGUGACUUUUUGCCUCAUCUAAUGCUCAUUUUAACAAUGAACGCCUGCAGCAUCUCUCCAAGCUUGAGCUGCGUUUUCUUUGUAAAGCAAUAACCACAUCUGAAUAGCAUUCCCAUAGCCCUUCUGCUAUAUUCUAUGUAUAUAUUGUGCCAGGAUAACCAGUAACCUGCCACAGCCAUUUUGCAUAGUGUACAAAGCAUAUUGUUCUCUAUAUAUAGCUAUAUAUAUUUUACUUUAUGAUAAAGAAUAUUUAUUGUAUGUAUAUAAUUAUGAGAUGUAAUGGUCGUAUAGGUUAUGAAAGCUAAAGACCUAUGGGCCGUGUACUAUUUCGGGAUUAAGAGAUCAGACACGGAGUGGAUCGAAGGAGCUCUUUCCAGUAACAUUGCAUCCUAAAAUAAAUGCCUCACAAAGUCUGUGGACCAUUUCUAGCUAUGUCUUUUUUUUAUUUCUAACUGAUGUGUAAUACAUUUAGCUUAAGUAACAAAUUAAAACAUUGCAAAAUGUAAAAAAUGUGUGAAACAGAUGUCUACAGCACUUGCGCUAGACAAAAAUGUAGAGGCUUUUGCAAAAUAUCCUCUUAAUCUUUUAAUAUAGCUUCUUAAUUUGUACAAUGUGUAAGAUUUCAACCUAAAAGAGGUGAAGCAAAUGGACUGUGAGGAGAUGGCGCCUAUGGUAUUGCUCUGAUGUGGUGGUGGAAACUUGUUGCAUAUCUGAAUUGAAUAGUACAGUACUCUUUUUAUAUGUCCAUCCAUCAUUGUAAGACUAGCCAUACACAUAAGAUGCCUGCUGACCGAACUCUUAUUUGCCCAACAGUUAUGACUCCUGAUUUCCUCAUACACAUGACUCCUCAGGUUAGCUCACAGCAGAAGAAGCCAUGCCCGCACUCCUCUGCCAAUGGCUUAUAUCUCCCGGAGAACAAAGGGAGUAAGCAAUUGAAAUCCAACUGCCCGAUCCGUAUCUCUCUCGAAAUCUGCUUUUGAGGGAGAGUCAGGAGGUCUCCUUAUGUCUAAUGAGUAUGGCCAGCUUAAGAAUUCCAAUCGAUGUGUUCAUACCAAAACUCCAUUACAUGGGACCGUUUCAAUAUGAACCUUAUCAUAAUACUGAUACAUUGUGACUGGUACCAAAUGGAAGCCUCUGGUCAACCCCUGUUUGUAUAGUUUAUUCCUGUGGGUGAGAAAAACAGUUCCUGAUGGAAUAGUGGAAGAGGGAACUUGAAUGUGUGGGUACAGUUUUGUAAAUAUAGAUGAGUCUUGUAUAUGCAGGUUUUAGUCUGUUUUUGUCAUAGAUGCCUUGUAUAUACAUAUACCCAAAGGUUUGUUGUGGCCUAAAGAGGAAAAUACUGUUAAAAAAAUUUUGAAUUGAAAAUUUCAGCUGUGGCCUUCAAAAACGAUAGUCAUAGGAACAUGCACAAUGUGUGAGAGUUUGUUUUCUAUAAGAAAAACUCCAGUCUUAACAAAAUUUUACAUUGAUGGUCUCCUAAGCGUCCUUUUACACGGCAGAUUUUUGUCCCCUUAAAGAGGUAUUCUGGUAGGUAAAAGUUAUUUCCUAUUCACAGGAUAGGGGAUAACUAUCAGACCACUAGGGGUCCUACUGCUGGGGCCCCCACCGAUCACAAGAACGGGGGCCCAUACCCCCUGCUGCUCCCCUGAAAUGACCGUAGCACCGGUUGCACAUGUUCGCAGCUGCUCCAUUCAUUUAUAUGCGAGUUCCGUAGAUAGCCGAGCGCUCUACAGCAAUACAACAUGUCAGUUGGCAUUCGUUGAGUGGCAAGUAAAUUAGCACGAUCUUCCCCAUACAAUUGCAUACAUUGCAUUUGUGGGCACUGUAUCCCCUGUUUACAUAGGGUAAAGUCCUGCCAACAGACUACGAUUUUUAAUGUCUGCGAAGACUGGGCAAACAAGCAUGUUUACACAGGGCAAUGAUCGGGCAAAUGAGCGUUCGUAGGAAUAUUUAUUCCCAAUCAUCAACUGUGUAAAGGGCCCAUGCUUCUUUCUUCUCCCGAACAAAACAUAGCUGGUGCAUAAUUGUCUCCAUCUGCCUUCUAAACCCUGUGUACGGAGAGGGAAUUAACAUACUGGCAAAGGACAGCAAGUAAUCCAAUCAGUAGCUAGUGUAAAGUAUCAUUCAGCAUGAGCAACUGUGAUACAUUUGGAACGUCAUUAGACUGGCCUAUGUUUACAGUAAAUAUUAGUAAAUCUGCCCCUAUAUACUAUAUGUUUUAUUACUUUUGACUGGAGUUUUUGCUUACAUGAAAUAGCUCCGCACUAGGUUAUGUGAAUGGUAACUAUACAAAACCUCAGACGUUGAGGUUACACUUAGUGUAUUAAACAAUCCUAUGAAAUCGGAAUUAGUUGCAGAAUGUAUUAAUGCAGAUGUGCAGAUGCAGAUGUGAGAUAGAAGCCAGAAGAAUGCGUCACACUUCAGUUAUUUGGUCCGUUAUUUCCAUCAGUAGUGAAGCCUAUCAGGUAUAAUGGAAAGAUCUGCUCCUGUUCGGUGUUUUUGACCUGAACUUGGCUUUGGCUCACAAUACCUGAUGAAAAGAAGUGACCAAGUAACUGAAGUGUGAACGUGGCCUAAGAUGCGUCCCGCUUAAAUAUACAGCUAAGAAAAAUUCUCCCCUUUGUAAAGUACCUGUGCCUCAUGGUCAUACAUAAUUGUAUGUCAUGCAAUAAUGGAUGCAAGUAGAUAGUGGUAUAUACAACAAAAAGGGAAAUCAGUAUGUUGCAGUAGUUUAAUGGAAGGGUUAUUGUAGAAUGAAGACAAGAAAACCAUGAAUACACUUUAAUAUUCUGUGUAAUAUCUUGAACUGUUGACCCUGUAGUGUGGAGAAUAAUGUAUACUUGUAACUUUGGUGGUAAUGAUAAAGAUGGGAGCAGAUUGGGUAACUCAGUAUUCAUGGAUUUUAUUUUUAUUUUUGCACUCUAUUUUCCAUCUGCUUUUACGUUUGUCUAUGUUACUGAUUUUACUAGUACUCUAGAAAAUAAAGCAAAAAAAAAUCUGCAAUGUA